Molecule: messenger RNA, 2793 nt
Organism: Haliotis rubra (blacklip abalone)
Lineage: Eukaryota; Metazoa; Mollusca; Gastropoda; Lepetellida; Haliotidae
Product: mucin-5AC-like
Exons: 17
Coding region: 1-2073 (690 amino acids)
Source: RefSeq, a predicted model, not a curated record
AUGCUAGAUAAAGUUGAAUUUGCACUGACAAGCUCACCAUUAUCAGCAACAGACGCAGAACCCUUCACCUUGACCUGUAGCAUCACGUCUGGUUCUGUGGUAAACAUAGCAUGGUUGCAGAACAACACAACAAAGGUCUUUACGCAGCUGCCCGACAGUUGUACUAAGCAACAACCCCCUACAUGGAAUAACAUCAGCCGUUUCAGUGAGAGCUGCAAUGACACGGUCCACAGUUUAGAGUUUAGGUUCAACUCUACUACAGACCAGGGAGGAUGGCAGUGCGGAAUGAUUGUAAACAUGACCUACAUGUACCCGAGAAGCAACAUUUAUAAUAUAGGUGUUGCAAGCUCUGUUAUGUCAACAACGACCCGGUAUGUGGGGACCUCAUCUGAACCUGUGGCAAUGACGUCACAGAAAGGUAUUGCAAGUCCUGUCACGUCAACUCAGUCUUCAACAACCACCGGGUAUAGGGAGACAAUGCCAAAAUCUGGGACAGUGACACCACAGAGAGUUGAACUUGUACUGACGAGCUCACCAUUAUCAGCAACAGACGGAGAAACCUUCACCUUGAUCUGUAGCGGCACUUCUGGUUCUGCAGUAAACAUAGCAUGGUUGCAGAACAAUACAACAAAGGUCAUUACGCAAAUGAGCAACAAUUGUACUAAGCAACCACCCCGUGUGGGGAAUAAUAACAUCAACCGUUUCAGUGUGAGCUGCAAUGCCACGGUCCACAGUAUAGAGUUUUGUUUCAACUCCGCUACAGACCAGGGAGGAUGGCAGUGCGGGAAGCUUGUAAACGACACCUACAUAUACCCGAGAAGCAACAUUCAUAGUGUAGGUGUUGCAAGUUCUGUCACGUCAACUCAGUCUUCAUCAACAACGGCCCGGUAUAUGGAGACUACGUCCGUACCUGGGACAGUGACACCACAGAAAGUAGUUUCAAGUUCUGUCAUGUCAACUCUGUCUUCAUCAACAACGACCCAGUAUACGGAGACCACGUCCGAAUCUGGGACAGUGACACCACAGACAGGUGUUGCAAGUCCUGUCACGUCAACUCAGUCUUCAUCAACAACGACCCGGUAUAUGGAGACCACGUCCGUACCUGGGACAGUGACACCACAGAAUGGUGAAUUGGUACUGACGAGCUCACCAGCAACAGCAACAGACGGAGAACGUUUCACCUUGAUCUGUAGCGUCUCUUCUGGUUUUGUGGUAAACAUGGCAUGGUUACAGGAGAAUACAACAAAGGUCAUUACGCAACUUUUCAACGGUUGUACAAAGCAAAAACCCGUUGUGGGGAAUAACAUCAGCCGUUUCAGUGUGAGCUGCAUUAACACGGUCCACAGUAUACAGUUUAAAUUCAGCUCCACCAGAGAUCAAGGAGGAUGGCAGUGCGGGAAUAUUACAACCGAUACCUACAUACACCCGAGAAGCAGCAUUCAUAGUAUAGCAGUUGCAAUUCCUGUCAUGUCAACUCAGUCUUUACCAACAACGACCCGGUAUAGGGAGACUACAUCCGAACCUGGGACAGUGACACCCCAGAAAGGUGUUGCAAGUCCUGACACGUCAAGUCAGUCUUCAUCAACAACGACCCGGUAUAUGGAGACUACGUCCGAACCUGGGACAGUGACACCACAGGAAGUCUCUACAGAUGACGAUGAUUCAGUUACCAUCUACAUCGUGGUUGGGGCUGUAUGUGGAGGCGUUUUGCUUGCCGUCGUUAUCGUGGGCAUCGUGUGUAUCCGACGGAGAAGACAAGCAGCCCGUCAGAAGGAAAAUAUCAAAGGAGAAAAGAACGUUACGGCGACUCAAGUUUAUCAAAACGCAGCAAGUUGCGACAUGGUCGAAAAUGAGUUGUAUAGACGGUCACGUGAUAUCUUCCCUACCAACGAAGCUGAAAAUCAGGAGGACGACUUCAUUAUGUCAGAUGCAUACGCGAGUGUGGAUAUGCUAGCUACGAGCACGUCCACACCACGUGAGCAGGGUGCGUCAUGUGACGUCGACGUAGACAACCUGUAUGCUAAACCUGAUAAAAGCAGGUCUUCAAAUGUUCAACAAGUUUCAGAUAUAUAAAGAAACCCAAGAAGAAGAGACAAGAUGAUCCAAAGGUGUCUGAAGAUGUCAACACUGGGGACGUGUAUGCAAAACCCAACAAGGGUUGAAGGACAUGUUAUAUGCGUGAAAUAUAACAACCAAAGACUUUUAGCUUAAAGCAUCGUAUCAUUCCGACUCAAUCAUAAACAUGUGGUUUUGAAUGACUGUCAAAUAGUUACGAUACCAGGUAUAAAGAAAAUGUGAGGUGCAACCUGUCCCAACUGCAUUCUCGAAAUGUUGAAUACCUUUUACGCACAUUUGGUAAAAAGUAUUAUAAUGAAUGCAACAUUUGAUGCUCAUAGCUUAUACAUUUGUAACUGUUACUUGUAAUGCACGCAAUCUGAAUUUUCACUCCUUAUUUUUUUGAUUUGACAGAAUUGUUUCUGUUUGCCAUCAUACUGACGAAAAAGUAAUCUUGUUUUGAAAGAUUAUGUUAUAUGUUAACCAGUCCUUUCAAUGUGACAACAACGAAUUGUCGGACAUGUAAUGUACAGGAAGUUCGUAUGAACGAAAUCAGUGCUCGCCUAUGCCCUGCUCCAAUAGUCGUAAGGAACGAGCACAAUGAAACCGCGAGAGCCGGGAACAUUCCGAGAUCCGGACGUUUGCUUUGUGAAGGUCUGUGCUUACCUAUUGGGAUUUGGAAACACCUGUUUGGGAAUAGUUUAUGAAACGUUUCUAAUAUAUGUGUAUAUAUACUAU